GACACACCACUAGUUAUACGUUAUUGGGUGUUGGUACGUUUGUAUACACGCACGCUACGUCGCGCCGCCACGGUCCACUCCAUGUCAGAGAAACGAAAACAAUAAUCAGCUGAUUCGACGGCUGGGUCUCCUCAGCGAGGGGCAGUGGGAAGAGGGGUCGGACGGCGAAGAGGGGGGAAGGGAGACAGGACUGGUCGCGAUUGGAACAGGCUGGAACAUGAGCGCCGCUUGCCGUUUGCGAUCGUUUUCGACUUGGGUCACAUACAUUAACAUUAACAUUUACAGUCGUUCUUGUACGAUGUUCACCGUGACCCGCUUUAAUUUUAUUACGAUUACGUUGAUGUGUAACGCCAUCGCCGUCGGUGCGCGGCCAAAUAUACUGCUGAUUGUUGUCGACGAUCUGAGGACCACCUUAGGAUGUUACGGCGACGCUAACGCGUACACACCGAAUAUAGAUGCCCUGGCUGAGAACGGCAUCAUCUUCACCGAGGCGUUCGCACAGCAAGCGUUAUGCGCGCCUAGUAGGAACUCCUUCCUGACGGGCAGACGACCGGACACCCUUCGGCUUUAUGAUUUUUAUAGCUACUGGCGUGAUGCAGCAGGCAAUUACACUACGUUGCCGGAACACCUGAAGAACAAUGGAUAUACCACAAUGUCUAUAGGAAAAGUGUUUCAUCCAGGCAUAAGUUCUAAUGGAUCCGAUGACAAUCCCUAUUCGUGGACCGAGAAACCUUUUCAUCCGUACACAGAUCGAUAUAAAAAUGCUCCAGUCUGCAAAACGAUCCCGCAGUCGAAGGCAGCAACGAAUCUCAUAUGCCCGGUACAUGUCUCGAGCAUGCCGAAUAAAACAUUACCCGAUAUCGAAUCAUUACAAGAGGCAAGAAAAUUCAUACAUAAACACAGGAAAAAUUCCGAUCCCUUUUUUCUGGCUGUUGGUUUCCAGAAGCCUCACAUACCUUUGAAGUAUCCCGAACGUUAUCUAAAGUAUCAUCCUAUACGAAAAUUCAAAAUGCCUGAACCAUAUCUAUGGCCGAAAAACGUGAGUAACGUUGCCUACAAUCCCUGGACUGAUCUCCGAUGGAGGAAGGACGUAGCUAAACUGAAAUUAAAAUUUCCAUGGGAAAGAAUACCAGAGGGGUUCGCUAAAUUAAUUAUCCAAUCGUACUACGCAGCCGUGUCUUACAUUGACAAUAUGAUCGGCAAGCUUAUACAUCAGCUACGUGUCUCGACAAUUCGAGAGAAUACUAUCGUAAUAUUAACAUCUGACCAUGGUUGGGCACUUGGAGAACAUGCUGUCUGGUCUAAAUAUAGUAACUUCGACGUCGCAGUGCACGUACCUUUGAUAAUAUCAAUUCCAACAGUCACAUCUGAUAUCAAUAAUUACGGUUCUACGCCUACAGAUCGUAUAAGAUAUAAUGCGCAGAUUACAAACAAUGACAGAAUGAAAGAUAAGAUCAAUUCAAAGUACAUGGUAUUAGACGAAGGAAAAAUCGGUGUUGAUACAAAUACAGAUUACAUGAGAAGAUAUGAAAGAAUCCUCUGGGAGACGUAUAUUCAAAGGGAAUAUAAUAUAUCUAUGGAGAGCAGAGCGUUACGUUCUAAGAAGCAUUGUCGAAUUACUAACGCUAUCGUAGAACUCGUCGAUUUAUUUCCAACGAUUGCAGAUCUGGCGGAUGUUCCCAUACCGAUAUGUCAAAUUAACGACAUGGACCGUCGGUUGCGCUCGGGAAACAUUCUCACCCGAAAGGAAAUGUCCAAUCCUUGUAGCGAGGGUAUUACACUUUUGCCGCUUAUAAAAAGUACCCUAGAAUGUCAGAAAGUAUCUUGGAAAAAGGCGGCGUUCAGUCAGUAUCCGAGACCAGGAAUUCAACCUACGCUUAAUCCCAAUAGCGAUAAACCACGUUUGAAAGAAAUAAAUGUAAUGGGCUACACUUUGAAAACUCGCGAUUAUCGUUACACCGCAUGGUUACCGUUCACGCAUACGACGUGCAAACCAGAUUGGGAUAUCAUCAUCGCGGAGGAAUUAUACGAUCACAGAACUGACAGGAAGGAAAAUUUUAACAUAGUAACCUCAUCGAAAAUGUUAAAUAUAAAAAAACAACUCAGAGCGUUACUAAAAGCUGGAUGGAGAAGUGCUCUCCCAAAUUAAAAUAUUAUUAAAAUUAUAAUGCAACAUUUUGAUAUCACACCAAUGCAUUUAACAAUAUCCAAUAUUAUAUCCCUAUUUUAAGUAUUUAAGAGAUUUCUUUGUCUAUAUAUAGCAUAGAAUUAAUAAAUUACAUUAUCAUGUAUUGAUUAUAUAUCACGGAAGAAGUGAAUGCCAAUAAUCAAUCAUAAUUUAUUAUAUAUUAUAAAAAAAUGUAAAUAAAUUUAUAAAAUAUUUAUUAUA
Molecule: messenger RNA, 2389 nt
Organism: Pogonomyrmex barbatus (red harvester ant)
Lineage: Eukaryota; Metazoa; Arthropoda; Insecta; Hymenoptera; Formicidae
Gene: Ids
Product: iduronate 2-sulfatase
Cellular component (GO): cytoplasm
Molecular function (GO): iduronate-2-sulfatase activity
Source: RefSeq, a predicted model, not a curated record